AUGUCGAUGGUUUUCGCCCUCUCUCGCGCUGUUUCGGUGACGGACGCGCGCAAAGUCGACCGCGCGCGGACGCCCAGGACGACGUUCGAUCGCGUCGCCGCCGCGAGCGCGCUCGCGUUCGCGCUGUCGACGGCGCAACCCGCUUUCGCGGACUCAGGGGACAAGAUUCGCUUGCCGCCGAUCGAUACCGACCCGAACCGGUGCGAGCGCGCGUUCGUCGGGAACACGAUCGGUCAAGCGAACGCGGUGAGCGAUAAGGUGCUGGAUCUCAGAAAGUGUGAAUACAAGAGCGGCGCGGACAUGUCGGGGAAGACGCUGAGCGGCGCGUUGAUGGUGAACACGAACGCCAAGGGCGCGAACAUGCGAGAGACGGUUAUGAGCAAGGUGUACGCGCCGGACGCGGACUUCUCCGGGGUGGAUUUCACGAACGCGGUGAUCGAUCGGGCGACGUUCGAUGGGAGUGACAUGAUCGGGACCAACUUCACGAACGCCGUCAUCACGGGCGUGAGCUUUGAGGGCGCGAACCUCAAGGACGCCACGUUCGAGGACGCUCUCGUGGGCAAGGAGGACGUCAAGAGGCUUUGCCUGAACCCGACUGUACAAGACGAAACGCGCAUGCAGCUCGGCUGCCGAUAG
Ostreococcus tauri is the source of this 636-nucleotide messenger RNA. RefSeq names its product Pentapeptide repeat. NCBI's taxonomy places the organism in Eukaryota, Viridiplantae, Chlorophyta, Mamiellophyceae, Mamiellales, Bathycoccaceae. The transcript has a single exon. The record is from RefSeq and is a predicted model, not a curated record. Bases 1 to 636 code for a protein of 211 amino acids.